Molecule: messenger RNA, 1447 nt
Organism: Drosophila mauritiana
Lineage: Eukaryota; Metazoa; Arthropoda; Insecta; Diptera; Drosophilidae
Exons: 4
Coding region: 509-1048 (179 amino acids)
Source: RefSeq, a predicted model, not a curated record
GCUGAGGGUUCAUAGAGUCGGGAGGGGAUGGGAAACAGCUCAAUUAAUAAUCGGCGGGGCAGUGUCUUGGCAAAAAGUUUCAAUUAAACUUAACAUGGGGGGUUUAUUACUUAGUUAUUAAUUGAAGACAAGAGAGAACGCUAUAGUCGAACUAUAUUUAAGGAAUAUCGGUAGAAAUUGGGGAAAGAAUAAUUUUAAUACUGUACGGUUUUUUAGGCGCCAGAAUGGACGUGAACGUUCAUACGGUGGGACAGACGGAUCCUGAUCAAGAACUUAUAUUCUUUAUAUUCCUUCUGCUAGUGACAUACUUUUCAACGAAUCUAGUAUAGAAACGAAGGCUAGUCUGCGAUCAGGACUGGUUAAUUAGCCGUGAUAGGCAAAUAAUUAAAUAAUAUUUAAGCAAACAUCUAGAUUAAAACUCUCUGCAAAUCGAAUUGUAAUGGAUUUUGACCAGUCUGCCUUUUAGCUCCAAUCGAAUCUGUUUAGGUUGGUUAGUCAAUUUAGAAAGAUGUGUUCUAGGCACAUCGGCUUCAUAUUGCUAUUGACUCUCCUGUUUUCUGCAGUAAAGAUAUCCUCCAAGUUUGAGUUCACCAACUUCGAAUGCAAGUCUUUGGAUAAGUCCUUCGACGACUUUGAAUAUUGCCAUCUGAAAUCUUUCAACCGGAGCUAUAAGUAUCUAUCGCUCAAAGUCAAACUAUUCAAAACGCCGAUCAGGAAGGUCAAGGUCCGAGCCAUUCUUUUCAAGCGCUACAACGGCUAUAAGCCAUUCAUGUUCAAUAUCACAGUGGAUGCCUGCAGGUUCCUGAAGAAUACAAAGUCAAAUCCGGCAGCCUUGUACUUCUUUGAAUUCCUGAAGCCGUACUCCAACAUGAACCACACGUGUCCCUUCGAUCACGAUUUGAUUGUGGAGAAACUGGAAGUUGGCUUUGUGAACCAUCAAGCAACAAAGGUCUUGCCCUUUCCCGAAGGAGACUACCAACUGGAAACCCACUGGAUUGCCUACGACAUCGACCGAGCCGUGGUGAAAGUAUAUGGCACCCUCUCCUGAUCGGUUAGCUAUCACCAAACUGGUAAACUUUGUUGGCAUGUGUAAAUGGUAGACACUAAAAACUAUUUUUAGUAAACAAAACUAUACCAAACUCAUUAUGUGGGUUCAUUGUGAUUUUCUGGCUUGGUGGAGCUAUUAAUUGUUUUGGAAAUUGAUUUACGUUGCUGAUUCAAUAGAAUAUUAAUAGGGUUCUGUAAACUACUUACACUGGUUAGUCGAUUUCGAAAGAUGGGUAUAAAUCAAUGUGGUUUUGUGGUGCUUUUGGCUCUUUCAAUUUCAGUAGUCGAGGUAAGAGUUAUUUAAACAUUAGGUACAAUACGAAUCAAUUCAGAAUCUUCCCCAGAUAUCGAAGUUCGAGUUCACUAAUAUCAUUUGCAAUUAUUUGGAUAAAAAGUCGGU